Molecule: messenger RNA, 1041 nt
Organism: Trichosurus vulpecula (common brushtail)
Lineage: Eukaryota; Metazoa; Chordata; Mammalia; Diprotodontia; Phalangeridae
Product: cytochrome c-type heme lyase
Exons: 7
Coding region: 134-952 (272 amino acids)
Biological process (GO): cytochrome c-heme linkage
Cellular component (GO): mitochondrion
Molecular function (GO): holocytochrome-c synthase activity
Source: RefSeq, a predicted model, not a curated record
UAGGAGGAGAAGGGAAGGGAUAGGACCGGAGCCGGCUCAGGGUCAAGAGGGACACUGGGCUCUAGCUGCCAUAGCCGACCAGGCCCGGGACAGAUGUCUAUUUAGAAUCAUUUUCCAAAAGGUGAUUCAGACCAUGGGUAUGUCCGCAUCCACUCCUGCUGUUACCGUGCAGGUCUCACCUGCUUCAGAGCAUCAGGCAGGCUCUCCACCUUCAGGAUGCCCAAUGCGUGAAGGAAAACAAAAAGGUUGUCCAUUGAAUAAAAACCCAUCUGACAAAACUUGUGAAAGUCAGUCUAACUCAGUACCUGCUCAUCAGGAUCGAGCAUAUGAAUAUGUGGAAUGCCCUGUAACAUCAGCUGCCUAUCAAAGUAAAGAUAAUAUUGAUCCUUCGAACAUGAUGCCACCACCUAAUCAGACACCGUCCCCUGGUCAGCCAUUUGCACUAUCAACUGUUAGGGAAGAAUCAUCAAUUCCCAGGGCAGAUUCGGAAAAAAAGUGGGUUUACCCUUCAGAACAGAUGUUUUGGAAUGCCAUGUUAAGAAAAGGAUGGAAGUGGAAAGAUGAUGACAUCACUCAGAAAGAUAUGUAUAAUAUUAUUAAGAUUCAUAAUCAGAAUAAUGAACAGGCUUGGAAGGAGAUUUUAAAGUGGGAAGCUCUUCAUGCUACUGAGUGCCCAUGCGGGCCAACAUUGAUCCGAUUUGGGGGUAAAGCUAAGGACUAUUCACCAAGAGCUAGAAUUCGCUCAUGGAUGGGAUAUGAAUUGCCUUUUGACAGACAUGACUGGAUUGUUAAUCGUUGUGGAACAGAAGUUAGAUAUAUUAUUGAUUAUUAUGAUGGUGGAGAAGUAAAUAAGGACUAUCAGUUUACCAUCUUGGAUGUCCGUCCUGCUUUUGAUUCUCUUACAGCUGUUUGGGACAGAAUGAAGGUAGCUUGGUGGCGCUGGACUUCGUAACCAUUGUUUUAUUUAUUUUACUUUAAAAAAGAAAACUGUCAUUUCCUUUAAAGAGAGACAUUAAACUAUUUUCUCAAUUUGUUGUUGAA